This is a messenger RNA of Antechinus flavipes (yellow-footed antechinus), 1790 nucleotides long. RefSeq names its product ETS transcription factor ELK1 (gene ELK1). Gene Ontology annotation, molecular function: sequence-specific DNA binding; DNA-binding transcription factor activity, RNA polymerase II-specific. Gene Ontology annotation, biological process: cell differentiation; regulation of transcription by RNA polymerase II. NCBI's taxonomy places the organism in Eukaryota, Metazoa, Chordata, Mammalia, Dasyuromorphia, Dasyuridae. The coding region runs from base 432 to 1607 and encodes 391 amino acids. The record is from RefSeq and is a predicted model, not a curated record. Gene Ontology annotation, cellular component: nucleus. The transcript has 6 exons.
ACACUUUCCAACGGGGUUAUGCCUGCGCAGGCGCACAGCCCAACUCCAUAGUGGCCUGCGCUUUGCGGCUGCUUGCUGGUACUGGUUCCGUGUCCCCGCCCCUUCAGCCUUGCCUCACCACGUGACUGAUAACGUCAGCCAGGCCCCGGCUCUCCUAUCCGGUGGAGCUCUGGGCCCGGGCCGAGCUGCUCUGGGCCGGGGCAGGCUUAGGUCCUAGGGGGAAAGGAGGGAGGUGCUGUAAGCCAGGUCGGGCCUGGAUAAGAGGCUUCAGAGUGGACAGGGGCCGGGGAUCGGAGUCAGCAGAAGAAGGAGGAGCUAGGGGCGGGAGGGUGGCUGCUACCGGGCUGGGACUCCCCCAUGGAGCCCCCGCUCCCCGGAGCUGCCAUCGGGUUGCUCACAGCUGACUGGCCCAUGACCCUGUGCUUGGAGUGAUGGACCCAUCUGUGACCCUGUGGCAGUUCCUGCUGCAACUGUUGAAGGAGCAGAGUAAUGGGCACUUAAUAGCCUGGACGUCCAGCGAUGGGGAAUUCAAGCUGGUAGACGCCGAGGAAGUGGCACGGCUCUGGGGGCUUCGCAAGAACAAGACCAACAUGAACUACGACAAGCUGAGCAGGGCCCUUCGGUACUACUAUGACAAGAAUAUCAUCCGUAAGGUGAGUGGGCAGAAGUUCGUCUACAAAUUCGUGUCCUUCCCGGAGGGGCCAGGCCACGAUGGGGAGGAGGGCCAGGUCCGGGCUGAGAUCCCUUCGGAGCCUCUCCGGCCGCUGAAGGCCUCUCUAGGGAGCAUUGGCUCCUCUGCCCCGACCCCCGUGCGCAGCAGCCGGAAUGAGUACAUGCGUUCUGGGCUCUACUCCACCUUCACCAUCCAGUCCCUGCAGCAGCUAAGUCCCGCCCGGCCCGCUCGGCCCGUCCCGGAGCCCCUUAGCCCAGUCAGCCUUGAGGCCCCGGAAGCUCGAGUGCCUCUACAGGUCAUCUUGAUGGCCCCGGCCGAAGGUCUGACCGAGGCCGUGGAGCCUGAGGCUUCGGCCGCAACCGCCUCCUUGCUUCUGGCUUCCGAGACGAAGGGGGAGCGGCCUCUGGAGGAGGGGGCUGCUGUUGCCAUGGAGACUAGCGUGGAGGUCGCCGACCCCCCGGGCCCCGCCCCCGCGCCGGCCCCCGCAGCCGAGGCCCACCCCCCAGCCCCUUCCAAGGGUCGCAAACCACGCGAUCUGGAGUUGCCGCUGGGGCCGAGUCCCGAGUCAGCCUCGGUUUCCGGCCUGGGCCCGGCCCUCACUCCCUCCCUGCUCACCUCCCACGCCCUGACCCCGGUGCUUCUGACGCCCAGUGCGCUGCCCCCCAGCAUCCACUUCUGGAGCACCCUGAGCCCCAUCGCGCCCCGCAGCCCUGCCCGCCUCUCCUUCCAGGUGCGGCCCCUGGAGGGGCGUGUCAAUCCAUGUCUUCUUGACUUCUCCCCACCCAGGUCCAUGUGUGUGUGUCCCUCACGGCUUCUUCUGUUCCCGGCCAGCAGCAGCAGCAGCAGCUCCCAGGCACAUGUGUCUGUCCCCACACUCAGCAUGGACGGCCUCUCCACCCCCGUGGUCCUCUCCCCAGGUCCCCAGAAGCCAUGACUCUUUCUUUCCCAGGGACUUAAGAGACUGCUUUAUUUCCAAGGAGGAUUGUGGGUCCCCAUGGGCCGAGGAGGGAUGGGGGCGGAGGGGAAAGGGGAUAAACAGUUAUUAAGCAUCAACUAUGCUCCAGGCACUGUGCUAAGCCCUUUGACAAAUAUGAUCUUGUUUUGGUCCUCCCAAUAA